Mangifera indica (mango) is the source of this 1952-nucleotide messenger RNA. RefSeq names its product alpha-L-arabinofuranosidase 1-like. The coding region runs from base 1 to 1938 and encodes 645 amino acids. The transcript has 16 exons. The record is from RefSeq and is a predicted model, not a curated record. Gene Ontology annotation, molecular function: alpha-L-arabinofuranosidase activity. Gene Ontology annotation, biological process: L-arabinose metabolic process. NCBI's taxonomy places the organism in Eukaryota, Viridiplantae, Streptophyta, Magnoliopsida, Sapindales, Anacardiaceae.
AUGGCUUGGAGUGCUCUCAUUCUUUGUUUCUUCCUUGGAGCUUGUUGUGUCUCCGCCAGACAAAUUAGAGUUAAUGCCGCUGCUGAUGCAAAUCAGACAACUGCAGAAUUUUUUGUAGAUGCCUCAAAAAGCCAACCAAUGCCUGAAACUUUAUUCGGAAUAUUUUUUGAGGAGAUCAAUCAUGCUGGCUCUGGUGGGUUGUGGGCAGAACUCGUGAGCAAUAGAGGUUUUGAAGCUGAAAACCAAGACACGUCCAUGAAUAUUACCCCAUGGGGUAUUAUCGGGGAUGAAUCAGCUCUUACAGUUUCAACUGAUGACUCAUCCUGCUUCGAGAAAAAUAAGAUUGCAUUGAAAAUGGAGGUGCUUUGUGAUAGUCAAGGCGAUAAUAUCUGCCCAGUUGGAGGAGUUGGCGUUUAUAACCCUGGAUUCUGGGGAAUGAACAUAGAACAAGGGAAGACAUACAAUAUAGUUUUUUACGUUCGUUCAUUGGGGUCGGUUAAUAUGUCAGUAUCAUUCACGAGCGCAGAUGGGUCGCAAACGUUGGCCACGACUAAUGUUGUAUUCACAAGUUGCAAAUUGGACAAAGAUGGAGACUUCUCUGGUAGCCCAAGCAACGGAUCCACAAGGAAGACUUCAACUGACAACUUCCCAAAAAGCGCUUUCAUUCUGAAUCUUUGUUUAUUUUUGUUACAGGGGCACGGGUUUAGAAAUGAUCUUGCUCAAAUGCUCGUAGAUAUGAAACCUCGAUUCAUGAGAUUUCCCGGAGGGUGUUUUGUUGAAGGUGCUGUUAUGAAAAAUGCGUUUAUGUGGAAAAAUACAAUUGGACAUUGGGAGGAGAGGCCUGGGCAUUAUGGUGAUGUAUGGAAUUAUUGGACGGAUGAUGGAAUGGGUUAUUUAGAAUUUCUUCAAUUAAGUGAAGACCUUGGUGCACAGCCAAUCUGGGUAUUUAAUAUGGGAAUCGCCCAUAAUGAGCAAAUCAACACUAACGAUGUCCAACCUUAUGUACAAGAUGCUCUUGAUGGCAUUGAGUUUGCAAGAGGUGAUAAAAACUCUACAUGGGGCUCUAAACGAGCUGCAUUGGGCCAUCCUGAACCUUUUGACUUGAGAUACGUUGCUAUUGGAAAUGAAGACUGCGGAAAACCCUUUUUCAGAGGAAACUACAUCAAGUUUUAUGACGCUAUAAAACUUGCUUAUCCGGAUAUUGGAAUCAUUUCAAACUGUGAUGGAUCUAAUCGUAUCCUACAACAUCCUGCUGACUUCUAUGACUUCCAUAUUUAUACUGACGCAAAUAACUUGUUCAAUAUGAUUCAUCAAUUCGACCGUACAUCUCGCGUUGGUCCCCGGGCUUUUGUUAGUGAGUAUGCUGUCACUGGAGACGAUGCCGGCAUGGGGAGCCUUCUUGCUUCACUUGCUGAAGCUGCAUUCCUUCUGGGCAUCGAAAAGAACAGUGACAUUGUUUCAAUGGCAAGCUAUGCGCCACUUUUCGUCAACACCAAUGACAUAACGUGGAAACCGGACGCCAUUGUCUUCAACUCACAUCAGGCCUAUGGAACUCCUAGUUACUGGAUGCAACAUUUUUUCAUAGACUCAGGCGGGGCUAAUUUUCUCACUUCAACCCUCAACACAACUUCCCCUUCACUGAUUGCAUCAGCAAUUACUUACUCAGCGGAUGGCAAAAAUUUCUUGAAGAUAAAGGUUGUGAAUUUCGGGGCUGACGAAGUGAAACUCAACAUAUCGGUGGCUGGAUUAGACGGGUCCAUAAACUCAUCCGGAUCAACAAAGACUAUACUCACAUCUGAUAAUUUGAUGGAUGAAAAUUCCUUUGACAACCCAAACAAGGUGGUGCCGCGCCGCAGUAUAAUUAAUGAUGCUGCCAUGAAUAUGGAAGUUGCAGUCCCUCCACAUUCGUUCACUUCAUAUGAUUUGUUGCGCUCUUGAAAGAUUCAACAGGC